This is a messenger RNA of Anopheles merus, 954 nucleotides long. RefSeq names its product DNA translocase FtsK-like. The transcript is spliced from 5 exons. The coding region runs from base 1 to 735 and encodes 244 amino acids. The record is from RefSeq and is a predicted model, not a curated record. Lineage: Eukaryota; Metazoa; Arthropoda; Insecta; Diptera; Culicidae.
AUGCGCUCCCACGUGAGAGGAAUCAUUUGUUGUUUGCCCAUCAUCGUGGCGUUGCUUACAUUCGUUGCCGUUUGCCGUGGCACACCCGUUCAGAAGUCGGCACCCGGCAUCGAGAUACUUCCGGCUGCAUUUUCCAACGGAAAUGGACCAAGCUAUGUAGUAGUGGGUGAUAACGAAAAUCAACCUGCUGCAGACGCUGCCGUACCGCUACAGUUUCAAUCGCGAAUAGACAUUCCAGUUGCGACAACAACGCAGCAACCCUCAACAACACCGAUCGUUUAUCAACCAGCGCCACAGCCAGCUCCGGUCCAGUAUCAGCAACCUCAGCCGCAACCGGUCCAGUAUCAGCAACCGCAGCAGGUACAGUAUGAACAGCCGGUACCACAGCAGGUCCAGUAUCAACAGCCAGUCCAACAGUACCAACAGCCAGUCCAGCAGUACCAACAGCCAGUCCAGCAGUACCAACAACCGGAGUACCAGCAACCAGCUUCAAUGUACUACCAGCAGCAACCCGUACAAUACGCACAACCGCCAGCAGCGUACUCACCGUACAACGAGCAGCAGUACAAUCGUCGGCCACGACCGGAAACAUCUUCGUCAUCCUCAGGCUUCUUGGAUACGAUUGCCCGAGCGUUCGGUUUAAACGCGGGAACCAACUCUAGAGCUCCGCGGCCUGCUACGACCUCCUCCUCGUCUGGGCUGGGGCUUUUGGGGACGGCACUUGGGCUAGGAUAGAGGACCCGCAAUUUCGCCACGUAUUGUCUAGUAAUUCCCAUCUCCCAAAUGCAACAUUUUUGAGGAAUUUAUAAAACUUAUUUACGGAAAUCAUUCAUUCAUUAUGAAAUCGAUUUUGUUUUAGCUCAUUGCAACGAAGUAAAAAUGGGGAUCGAGGGGAAAAGGCCUUCGGUUUUGUAAACUAUAAACAGAUCGUAAAACUAAAUGGUGUAAAUAGAG